UCAACAAUUAAAAAAAAAUAAAAACUCUGUCGAGCUUGAAGGAGAACCCUAAACCGUCGCAGCUGCAGCCUACCACCGGCUCACUGCUUCCGUGCCGCUCCGAAGUUCUACCGGAGCUCGACUGCUCAGUCUGUCCGUUCCGGCUUCGCAUCGUGCUGUCAUCCUCUUCAUCCGUUCGCCGUUCGUAAAGAAGCGGAAGAAGGUAUAGAGAGGAAGGAUGUUGUGGGUUGACAAGUACCGUCCCAAGACUCUCGACAAUGUUAUGGUUCACAAUGACAUCGCUCAAAAUCUCAAGAAAUUGGUUACCGAACAUGAUUGCCCUCAUUUGUUGUUCUAUGGCCCAUCGGGCGCUGGCAAGAAAACACUAAUUAUGGCUCUCCUCCGCCAAAUGUUUGGACCUGGUGCUGAAAAGGUGAAGGUGGAGAAUAGGGCGUGGAAAGUUGAUGCUGGGAGUAGAUCUAUUGAUUUAGAGCUGACUACAUUAUCAAGUGCCAAUCAUAUCGAAAUGACUCCAAGUGAUGCAGGCUUUCAGGACAGAUACAUCGUUCAAGAAAUAAUCAAAGAAAUGGCCAAGAAUAGACCCAUUGAUACUAAAGGGAAGAAAGGAUUUAAAGUACUAGUGCUUAAUGAUGUUGACAAACUCUCUAGAGAAGCCCAACAUUCUCUCCGCAGAACAAUGGAGAAAUACAGUGCUUAUUGCAGAUUAAUUCUAUGUUGCAAUAGUUCUUCAAGAGUAACAGAAGCAAUCCGCUCCCGUUGUCUUAAUGUACGAAUAAAUGCACCAAGUGAAACACAGAUUGUUGAAGUUUUACAGUUCAUUGGUAAGAAAGAAGGUCUGCAACUUCCUCCUACUUUUGCUGCUCGCAUAGCAGAGAAAUCUAACCGGAAUUUAAGGAGGGCCAUAUUGUCAUUUGAGACUUGCCGUGUCCAACAGUAUCCUUUUACUGACAAGCAAACAAUUUCCCCAAUGGACUGGGAAGAAUAUAUUUCUGAAAUUGCAUCUGACAUAAUGAAGGAACAGAGCCCAAAAAGGCUGUUUCAAGUUCGGGGAAAGCUGUAUGAGUUGCUGAUCAAUUGCAUUCCUCCAGAGAUUAUUUUGAAGAGGCUUCUUUACGAGCUAUUGAGGAAACUAGAUGCAGAACUGAAGCAUGAAAUCUGCCAUUGGGCAGCAUAUUAUGAGCAUAGGAUGCGCCUCGGGCAGAAGGCAAUUUUUCACAUUGAAGCAUUUGUGGCUAAGUUUAUGAGCGUCUACAAAUCCUUCCUCAUUGCAACAUUUGGCUGAAGAAAUGGUGAUGGUUUGCUUUUCCAUGAUACAUUUAAAUUGUAUUAAUUACUCGAAAUAACUUGCAUGAUGAGUUUCCUCUCAUCUUUAGGUUUUCUGAUCUUGUAUUAAUACCGCAAUCAUGGUGGCAUAGUUCUGAUGUUUUGGUUUGUAUAGAUGUUAUGUUUUGCAUCCUAAAAUUGUGUGUACUUUGCAUGA
Messenger RNA from Vicia villosa (hairy vetch), 1480 nucleotides. Its product is annotated as replication factor C subunit 3-like. Gene Ontology annotation, biological process: DNA repair; DNA-templated DNA replication. Gene Ontology annotation, molecular function: DNA binding; DNA clamp loader activity; ATP hydrolysis activity. The record is from RefSeq and is a predicted model, not a curated record. Gene Ontology annotation, cellular component: nucleus; DNA replication factor C complex. The coding region runs from base 218 to 1282 and encodes 354 amino acids. The transcript has 12 exons. Lineage: Eukaryota; Viridiplantae; Streptophyta; Magnoliopsida; Fabales; Fabaceae.